AUGAGAUACCAACAUCUAUCUCUCAGUGGUGAAAAUUUAGAUAGGAAUAAAAGAUUUCUUAUUUUUUUAGGAAUUAUAUGAAAAUGUAUUACGUUAUGGACGAAGUGUUGCAAUUAAUCAACAAAAACUUUGUGUCUUUGGAUAAUGAAGAUAUCAAAGGGACUAAUAGAUUGCUUCAUACCACUCUCAAUAAAAUGGUGGAAUACAUGAAAGAAGAUCCAAUCUUUAAGUUAUUGUAUAUUGACAAUUAUUUUGGAGGAAGCUUCUAUGAUAAAUUAAAGGUAGAAAAACCUGACGAAUUUGAUAUAGAUUUUGUUUUUUCAUUACCAGAAUGCGAAACUUGCAAAAUCAAAAAGUGCCGUUGCAUAACACUAAAGACUAGCAACACUACAGGCUUUCUGUGUUUUAAGAUCAAAAAGAAUUGCUGUACCCCUGUUUAUAAGAAUUUCGUAAGAAAUGGCUACAUGCAAACAAAUCUGAUUUUUAAUUGGAUCAAAAGUCUAAUAAUGAAAGCGAUAUCUAAAGUAAAUGCUGAACAAAAACGGAAUAAUAGUCGUAGGAAAACUCAUGUUUCUUUGUACUCUGAGUGCGCCCCUGCUGUCAAGAUAUGCAUCAAGAACAAAAAAUACAAGUUUCACAUUGAUCUGGCUCCAGCUUUUCAAUUUGACCAAUCCUACUGGCCAAAAGGUGGUUUUAAGAAGAACCCUUCUUCUACAGAGCAGUUUUCUGUGGUACCAAUGUCACCAAGGGACCAGUACGACUACUGGAGGCCGUCGUUUCAGGCUCAGGAAAAAAAGAUCAUCGCAAACAAAGAAAGAAUGAAACCAGCAUUGAGACUUCUCAAGAAAAUGAAAAGCAAUCGCACUCAUCAAAUAUCCAGCUACGCUUUGAAAACUUUAAUAAUGGAAGAAGCCGACAAUGUUGAGUGGAGUGAAAUGUCUUUAGGAGAAUCAUUCAUGCUCCUUCUGGAAAAGUAUAUAGAUGCACUUCAGGAUGGCCAUAUCUGGUAUUACUGGAACACCAAGGUGAAUUUGUUGGGUUAUUUGAAGAAGAAAACUGUUCAGAAUCAUUUGAAUGAAAUUCUCAAGAUAUAUUGUAAAGUUAUUCAAGAAUAUGAAGACAAUCCCAUUGUCAUUGCUGAACUUAUCUUGAAGAAAGACUCAAAGGAAUACAGGAAGUUUAUAAAUCUCUGGAACAGAAGACAAUUGCAGAAUGGUAUUCCAAAUGGCAACAAUGACAUUUAUCUUGUUGCUUUUGAUAGCUUCUCUGAAAUAUUCCUGAGCCGUUUAACACUAGCGAACAAGCACUGCCGCUAAGUUAUUCUAUUUUAUAUUAUUAUCAAGUGAUCAAAAAGAAAAAAAAUUGAGGUAGACACAAUACAUUAUAAUAAUAUUUUAUAUCUUUUAUAAUCCUUGCUUGUAAAACUAUCACGUAGAUGCAGAUGUAUGUCUACCUCAAUUUUAUUUCUUUGUGAUCACAUUCUAUUAGACUGAUAGACAUAAA
Molecule: messenger RNA, 1503 nt
Organism: Sitophilus oryzae (rice weevil)
Lineage: Eukaryota; Metazoa; Arthropoda; Insecta; Coleoptera; Curculionidae
Product: cyclic GMP-AMP synthase-like
Exons: 10
Coding region: 78-1316 (412 amino acids)
Source: RefSeq, a predicted model, not a curated record